Messenger RNA from Medicago truncatula (barrel medic), 1763 nucleotides. RefSeq names its product desmethyl-deoxy-podophyllotoxin synthase. Bases 94 to 1599 code for a protein of 501 amino acids. The record is from RefSeq and is a predicted model, not a curated record. Lineage: Eukaryota; Viridiplantae; Streptophyta; Magnoliopsida; Fabales; Fabaceae. Gene Ontology annotation, molecular function: monooxygenase activity; oxidoreductase activity, acting on paired donors, with incorporation or reduction of molecular oxygen; heme binding. The transcript is spliced from 2 exons.
GGUAUAUUUCCACAAGCCAAUUGAAACGCUUCUCUUUAUAUAUAGUCACACAACCUUAAACUAACUUGUGUCGAGUUCAUUUCCACAAUAAGCAUGGAGUUAGGGUUUCAUCUUCUCAUAUCAACUAUCCUUGGUUUCCUCUUGUUCAUGGUAAUCAAAAUUACAAAGAAAUCAAAAGCUAAGAAAAUAAACUCCAAAUUACCACCAGGACCAAGAAAACUUCCUCUCAUAGGGAACAUCCACCAACUUGGAACCUUACCUCAUCAAUCCCUAGCUAAACUAGCACAAGAAUAUGGACCUCUCAUGCACAUGCAGCUAGGUGAACUUUCUUGCAUAGUUGUUUCAUCUCAAGAUAUGGCAAAAGAGAUAAUGAAAACACAUGAUCUCAACUUUGCAAAUAGGCCUCCACUUCUUGCAGCUGAAAUAAUCACUUAUGGCUAUAAAGGAAUGACUUUUUCUCCACAUGGUUCCUAUUGGAGGCAAAUGAGAAAAAUUUGUACUAUGGAGCUUUUAACACAAAAACGUGUCGAAUCGUUUAGGUUACAAAGGGAAGAAGAAUUGUCAAAUCUUGUCAAAGAUAUAAUUUUGAGUGAAGGGUCACCUAUAAAUAUUAGUGAGAAGGUUGAUUCAUUGGCUUAUGGGUUAACUUCAAGAACAGCUUUUGGUUCACAAGUUGAAGGUAAAGAGAGGUAUAGGAAACUUAUGAAGGAUGUGUCGAAGAUGGCUGGAGGAUUUUCGCUUGCGGAUUUGUAUCCUUCAAUUGGAAUUCUUAAAGUUCUUACAGGAUUAAGACAAGGAAUUGAGAAGCUUCAUAGGGAAAUGGAUGAGAUACUAGAGAAUGUUGUAAGAAGCCAUAGAGAGAAGAAUUUGGAAACAGGGGAUAAGGAAGAAACAGGGGAGGAUCUUGUUGAUGUUCUUUUGAAGCUGCAAAAGCAUAGUGAUUUGGAACAUCCCUUAUCAGAUAACAUUCUCAAAGCAACAAUUUUGGAUAUCUUCAGUGCUGGAAGUGACACAACAUUUACAAUUCUAGAAUGGGCCAUGUCAGAAUUGAUUAAAAAUUCACAAGUAAUGAAGAAAGCACAAGCUGAAGUAAGAAGUGUCUAUAAUGAAAAAGGGUAUGUGGAUGAACCAAAUCUCCACAAACUCAAAUACUUAAAAUCAAUCAUCAAAGAAACUAUGCGUUUACAUGCACCAGUUCCAUUGUUACUUCCAAGGCAAUGCAGUGAAAGAUGUGAAAUUAAUGGAUAUGAUAUACCAGCAAAAAGCAAGGUCAUUGUUAAUGCAUGGUCAAUAUGUAGAGAUUCAAGAUAUUGGAUUGAAGCUGAGAAAUUUUGUCCAGAAAGGUUCAUUGAUGGUGCAGUUGAUUACAAAGGUGUGGAUUUUCGGUUUAUACCAUUUGGUGCUGGGAGAAGGAUGUGUCCGGGCAUCGCAUUUGGUAUUGCGAACUUGGAAAUCUCGCUUGCGAAUUUGCUUUUCCAUUUUGAUUGGAAGAUGCCUAAUGGUUGUAAGGCUGAUGAACUUGACAUGGAUGAAUCAUUUGGGUUGGCUGUUAGAAGAAAACAUGAUUUAUGGUUGGUUCCUACUACUUAUCAUCCCUAAGAUUAAGACCUAAGAAAAUAAUGUAAGUGAAAAAUUUAUAGUAGUGUUAAUGUUCUUUGUUAAGUGUGAUUUAAUGGUAGAAACUCUUAUGUUCACUCCUUGUGAAUUAAGAAAGCUAUUAAAAUAUGGAUUUUAAUUAAUGUAAUAAAUUUCAAUUCUGCCCA